ACCAUAUUUUGGGUUAGACUGGAAUACCAAAGUUGAGACUUCUUGAGUUCUUUCCUGUCCGUCAAAAAAAAAAAGAGUUCUUUCCUGUACUGAGAACUUGGCUACUCAAACUUGAGAACAGUCCCAUGUCGAUUGCCGCUGACGAGUAAACCAGUAGACUCAGCAAUGGCAUCACUAAAACUGUUCACUUCGCUGGCGUUGAUCGGGGCGGCGAUUCUUUCUCUCUUUCCUCCUACAACCGCCGCCAUUGCUGCCGAAUUCAAGGACAGUGGUAAAUUCGAAUGGCAGAUACUUUCUUCCCAGAAUUUCUCCUCUCAAAUUCGUCUCCACCCUCAAAUCCUCCUUUUCAUCACUGUCCCCUGGUGCGGGGAGUCUCGCUCUCUGAUGAAUGAAAUAUCUUGGAAAUUGGCUAAAGAGCAGGAGAAGUACAACUCCUUGAAGCUGAUGUUCGUAAAUCGUAAUCUUGAUAAGACUCUGGCUGAUUCUCUUGGUGGUGCAGAGGGAAUUACAGUUCUCUGUUACCAUCAUGCCAUGUCUUACAAGUAUCAGGGAAUUCUUAGAGAACAAGAUAUAUUAUCCUCUGUCAACUAUUUAAUGUCUCUUGCGGCUGAAGACCUUCCUCUUAAGAUACUCCGAGAUUCCAGGGACUUGGAAAUGUUUCUUGCAUCAACUGAUAAGGCUGUACUCCUUCUAGAAUCUUGUGGAUGGACCUUAAAAUUGCUUGAAGAGCAGACUAGCAAUGGAACUGUGCAAGCUAGUUUUGCAGGUACUCUAUUUCCAGGAGAUUUAAAAAGAGAAACUAAUCAAACUCUGGCACCCGGAAGGCAGAAAUUCCUGAAGGAUGGUGGAAAAGACAUGAACUGUGAUGUUCAACAUGGGUGUGGUGAAAGUUCCUGGGUUGGAGAAUUCAGUGCCAAAAAUGGGACCGCUUCUCCAACAAAUGAAGAUAUGCAGCCAACCGCUGGAACAUCCUGCAGCUUCAAAGAGUACAUUAAAUUCAAGUCUUUCUUCUCAAAGUUCAUGGCACUGGCUAGAGAUAUCUAUCUUCCACCUCAAAGCCAAAGAUAUGGCUUUGUAUCAGAUAGGUCAUUGCUUUCUUCUCUUGGUAUUGAAGAUUCUGAUCAAUGGUCGUUGAUCAUAUCCUAUGCUGGAUGUCCUGGUUGCUUAAGGAAAUUUAAAGAUGAAAUACAUCUCCAAAAGGCUCUUGAGAUGCAUGAUUUACCGGUGAUGGAGGUGCCAGAUGAAGAUGGGAAGGGACCUGCCCUUCCUGUUGAUAAACCAUCUGUUGUACUUUUUGUAGACAGAACAUCUGACUCGGUAGAAACUAGAAAAAGAAGUCAGAAAGCUCUUCAUAUUUUCAAAGAACUAGCGCUACAGUAUUGGAAGUCAUAUCCGAUGGAUUGGCAAAGUAGUGAUCUGCCAAAAAGAUCACUUCACACUUAUCAAGGGUCAGCCAGCAUGUUUAAGAACAAUAGGUUGUUGCUAUCACCUUCAUCUCAGAUACCACUGAAAGAUAAAAUGUCUAUAAUGAUAAUAAAUGAAGGACAACAGGUUAAGUUUGGUAGUGAGGCCUUAAAUUUGCAAAGUGGCUCUUUACAUGAGAUCUUGACAUAUUUGGCUGGACAGAAGAAAGAAUCAAAAUUAAGCUCUCUUGCAAAGGAAGCAGGUUUCCAACUCCUUUCUGAUGAAAUAGACGUAAAGGUAGCAAAUGUGUUAUCUUCUCUGGAAGAGAUUCAGAAUCAGGAUUUAUUCAUCAAGUCAGAUGUCGUCUCUGGGGAAAGUAUCCAUGACAAGAAUAAGGAUUUAACAGAUCAAGUUGCACCCCUGGUAGAUCAGAAGCAACAGUUUCUUCCCACUGAUGUUGAGAUUCCAUCUGACUACAGUAACCUGAAAGUAUCCAUCAAUCUUGCUAGUAGAAAGUCUGAGAUCAUGGAUCCUCAUCAGUCUCUUAAAGAUCGUGAAAUUGGAUCUGCCCCAGAUGUAGAUUCAAAAAUGCAAACUGAAGCGGAAAAAACAGAAAAUUCAGAAGGUUUUAACCAUGAUUUCAUUGCCUUUACUGGUUCAUUUUUCUUUUGCGAUGGUAACUUCAAAUUUCUUAGAUCUCUUACAAAUGACUCACAAGCUCCAAGAAUAGUGAUCAUUGAUCCGUUGUCCCAGCAGCAUUAUGUCUUAUCUGAAGAAGUAGAGUAUAGUGUCAUAUCUGUAUCAACAUUUAUUAAUGGAUUUCUGAAUGGAAGUCUUACUCCAUAUCAACGCAGCGGAUCUUUGCGAAAGUCUAUUGAAAUGCCACAGCCUCCAUUUGUCAAUCUUGAUUUUCAUGAAAAAGAUUCUAUCCCUAUUAUUACGACUGCUACUUUUUCUGAGUUAGUGCUUGGUUCUGGCGAAUCCGAGGCUCAAGAUGCAACCAAUGCAUGGCAUAAGGAUGUGGUAGUGCUUUUCAGCAGCAGCUGGUGUGGAUUAUGUCAGAGAAUGGAAUUAAUUGUUCGUGAAGUGUACCGGAGCUUGAAAGGCUACAGAAACAUGGUUGAGUCGGAGUCAAACAGCAAGGAGCUGUUUUUUCAAGAUAACUUGAAGGAUAUUGUCUCAAACAUGCCAGCAUUUUAUUUGAUUGACUGCACAUUGAAUGAGUGCAGUUGGUUCCUUAAAUCAAUGGGUCAAAAGGAAGUUUAUCCUAGUUUGCUGCUAUUUCCUGCAGAGAGGAAGACUGCUAUCGUUUAUGAUGGGAAUAUGAUGGUUAAAGACAUUUUGAACUUUAUAGCGAACCGCGGGAGUAGUUCUAACCAUAUUGCCAGACAGAAAGAGAUGCAAGUAAGUAAAAAGAUUCUUGAUGUCUACAAUUCUUGUAGGAAACCUCUGGACUAAUUGGAAAGAUACGCAAAAGCAUGAUGACAAAGUCAGAGGUGUAUUCACGAGUGGAGAUGCCAAAAAAUCUUCAGAUGUGAUGUCAAAUUAUUUUGGAACCAUUUUGCAAAACGCAGAGAUACAAAAUCCAAUGAUAUUCAAGCCGGAUGAAGAAAAACAUACACCAAAUCCCACUGUUGGCUCAUUUCUAGUUGCGACUGAACUUCUGCAUGAAUCAAACCCUUUCAACAAAGCCAAGAUUCUCAUUGUGGAUGCUGAUCAUGGUGUAGGAUUUCAAGGGUUGAUAGUUAACAAGCCUUUGAGCUGGGAUUCUUUGCCUCAAUUUCAAGAUGUAAAACUACUUGAAGGGGUUCCUGUUUCUUUUGGGGGGCCAGUCAUGCAGCAAGAAAUGCCUCUUGUCUCCUUGGCGAGGAUUUCUUUCAACCAUCAGUAUCCUCAAGUUUUACCCGGUGUCUAUCUCCUUAAUCAAUUAGAAACACUGGGCAAAGUCAAGGAAGUUAAAGCAGGAAAUCAAUCUGCAACUGACUUGUGGUUCUUUUGGGGCUAUUCAGGUUGGAGUUGGGAACAACUUUUGAGCGAGAUAGCUGAAGGAGUGUGGACGCUUCAUGAGGGCAACAAUGAAGAUCUGCAAUGGCCAAAAUGAGAGCUAAACCUCACAAGAUGGAGAUUUGUCUUAUCUGAAACGCCUCAACCAAGUUCAGGAGGAUUACUUUCACGAAAUCUGAAGUUCCUUUUGAUCGAAACAGACAAAACUUUGAGGAUGGGGUUGGGGAAGGAGGACUAAUGUUGUUUAAGUAGACUGCUUGAUAUUUUGUGUAUACUAAUGUUUAUGAUGUCUCUCGACCUAUAUUAUAGGGACAGUGUUCCCUUAUGUCGGUUUUUGAAGGAUUGAAAGAGAUGUGUCCUGAUCCAAACUCA
This is a messenger RNA of Spinacia oleracea (spinach), 3780 nucleotides long. RefSeq lists its product as uncharacterized. Bases 166 to 2862 code for a protein of 898 amino acids. The record is from RefSeq and is a predicted model, not a curated record. NCBI's taxonomy places the organism in Eukaryota, Viridiplantae, Streptophyta, Magnoliopsida, Caryophyllales, Amaranthaceae. The transcript is spliced from 8 exons.